Messenger RNA from Carica papaya (papaya), 2953 nucleotides. Its product is annotated as respiratory burst oxidase homolog protein F-like. Gene Ontology annotation, cellular component: plasma membrane. NCBI's taxonomy places the organism in Eukaryota, Viridiplantae, Streptophyta, Magnoliopsida, Brassicales, Caricaceae. Gene Ontology annotation, molecular function: calcium ion binding; NAD(P)H oxidase H2O2-forming activity; peroxidase activity. The record is from RefSeq and is a predicted model, not a curated record.
AGAUCUACUCUCCUUCAACUUUGGGUACUGAGCCCUUGGAAGCGCAUUGAAAGCUUCCUUGACUGGCGCAUCCAUCAAGUAUAUCUCUCUAAUAUAGGAGCUUGGUUGGAAAUAGAUUCCCUAGAGAGGUUAACAGUGAUGCCCAUGAGAUUGCUAAAUUAUGUGGGUUGCUUCUGAGGCGCGCGUCAAUGAAGGAUGUUUUGUCCUCUCUAAAUCUUUUGUUAUUCCAAUUCCUUUUUAAAAGAAAAAAAAAAAAGAAGGAAAAGAAAUUUGAGCGAAGCACAAUACUAGAUCUCUCUCUCUCUGCAUCUAUAUCCACAUGAUUUCAUCCAUGGGGACGUCUCCCGGCAACGAAUCUAACUCCGCUGACGAGUUUGUCGAUGUCAUCGUUGAUAUCCAAGACGAUGAUAUUGUCGCCCUCCGCAGCGUCGACCCGGUUACAAUCAGCAAUACCGAGCUCCGACGCUUUCCUCGGAGCCACGGCGAGGUGGCUAGGGCUUUCCCGGCUACUUCAUCGCCGGCGAGGGCUAAGUUUGAUCGGACUUCCUUCGGCGCCGAGAAAGCGCUUCGUGGCUUGCGAUUCAUCAGCAACCUGAACAACGGCGUCGAUUUAUGGGUCGAAGUGCAAGAAAAUCUCGAUAAGCUUGCUGGAGACGGUUACCUUCAUCGCUCUGAUUUCGCUGAAUGCAUAGAUGUUAUUGAAGGAACGAGAGAUGUGAAAGAGUUCGCAGUGGUGCUGUUCGAUGCCCUGACCAGGAGAAGGGGAUUGAAAGUAGAAAAGAUUAGCAGAGAGGAGGUUUACGAGUAUUGGUGUCAAAUCACCGAUCAAAGCUUUGAUUCUCGCCUACGGAUCUUCUUCGACAUGGUCGACAAAAACGAAGACGGAAGAAUCAUGGAGGAGGAAAUCAAAGAGAUCAUCAGGUUAAGUGCAUCAGCAAACGACCUAUCCGGAUUAGAGGAAGAGCCAGAGAAAUAUACAGCACGGAUAAUGAAACAGUUCGACCUGGAAAAACUUGGCUUCAUCGAGCUGUGGCAACUUGAGGCACUGUUUUUACAACUGGACACAUACGUAGACUAUAAUCAAGAACUGAGCCAGAACUUAGAGAGAAGCCACGUACAGAGGUUGAGCAAAAAGUUGAUGUAUUUUGUGCAAGAUAAGUGGAGAAGAAUUUGGGUGUUUUCAGUUUGGGUGAUGAUCAUGAUUGGAUUGUUUGCAUGGAAAUUCUUUCAGUACAAGCAAAAAAGUGCUUUUCAGGUGAUGGGUUAUUGCCUUCUCGUAGCCAAGGGUGCAGCCGAGACACUCAAAUUCAACAUGGCUCUUAUCCUCUUGCCUGUUUGUAGAAACACCCUUACCUGGCUCAGGUCCACUAAAUUCAGCUUCUUUAUCCCUUUUGACGACAAUAUCAACUUUCACAAGAUGAUUCCAGCAGCAAUUGUAAUUGGUGUAAUUCUUCAUGCUGGAGAUCACCUCGCAUGCAAUUUCCCCAGGAUUAUAAAUGCUUCUUCUGAUAAAUAUAAUCAGUUUUUGAGUAGAAAUUUUGGUACCCAUAAACCCACAUACUUAGACCUUGUUAAAGGUCCAGAGGGUGUUACAGGAAUUUUAAUGGUGAUAUGCAUGGCUAGUGCAUUCACAUUAGCAACAACGCGGUUCAGGCGAAACCAGAUUAAGCUUCCAAAUCCCUUUCGCAGAUUUAUUGGCUUCAAUGCCUUCUGGUAUUCACACCACCUGUUUGUCAUUGUCUACAUCCUUCUUAUCAUCCAUGGGGUUUGCCUUUAUCUCGUGCAUAAAUGGCACCUCCAGACGACAUGGAUGUACCUUGCUAUCCCAAUUUUAUUAUAUACUGGAGAAAGAACUCUUAGAUUUUUUCGCUCUCGCUCCUACACUGUCCAAAUUUUGAAGGUUGGGAUUUACCCUGGAAAUGUUCUCAACUUGGAAAUGUCUAAGCCUUCUAAGUUUCGAUACAACAGUGGACAGUAUAUAUUUGUUCAGUGCCCUGCUGUUUCUCUAUUUGAGUGGCAUCCAUUUUAUGUUACCUCUGCUCCUGGCGAUGACUACUUGAGUGUUCACAUUAGGACAAUAGGUGACUGGACACGAGAGCUUAAAAGGGUAUUUACAGGAGUGGGCGAACCUCCUCCAGUCAGAAAGAGUGGACUUCUAAAGACUAAUGAAACAUCAAGUAAAAGCAUUUUGCCAAAGCUCUUUAUAGAUGGGCCUUAUGGUGCCCCCGCACAAGAUUAUAAGAAGUAUAAUGUUGUGUUACUUGUUGGUCUUGUUGGAGCAACACUCUUUAUCAGCAUCUUAAAAGAUCUGCUCAACAACAUCAUUGAAAUGGAAGAGCAAGCGGAUUCAGACUCAGAUUUAAGGAGAACAUCAGACCUGAGUGCAGGGAAUAAUGAUUCCAUCAAUUCCAGCGGUGCUUUUGCAAAAACAAAAAAGCUUGUGAAUACCAAUAAUGCUUACUUCUACUGGGUAACACGGGAACAAAAUUCUUUUGAAUGGUUCAAAAGGGCCUUGAGGGAAGUUUCUGACCUUGAUCAAAGGCGUGUGAUUGAAAUGCAUAACUACGUGACUAGUGCGUAUGAGGAAGGGAGUUCCCAGUCAGCAUUUAUCACCAUGGUUCAUGCAAUAAAUCAUGUCAAUGAUGGGGUUGACAUUCUUUCCGGAACUAGGUUACGAACCCAUUUUGCAAGGCCUAAGUGGAAGAAAGUUCUAUCAGAAUUAAGUUCAAAGCAUAGUAGUUCAAGGAUAGGAGUUUUCUACUGUGGAGCACCGUCGUUGGGUAAAGAAUUGAGCAAACUCUGUGAUGAUUUUAAUCAAAAAGAUUCUACAAAAUUUGAAUUUCACGAUGCCGAAUAUGCAUGAUAAAAUUUUACAAAUGUACAAGACUCCAGUAAUUGAAUAUGCUCCAACGAUCACACUUGAAAGUUUCCCUAUGGAUGAUUCUCCUAUUCA